AUGAUGAUGAUGAUGAUGACGCCUCCUCCUCCUCCUCAGCAGCCGCCGCCGCAGCAGCAGCAUCACGAACUGACCUCGCUCUUCGAGUGCCCCGUCUGCUUCGACUAUGUGCUGCCGCCCAUCCUCCAGUGCCAGGCCGGGCACCUGGUCUGCAACCAAUGCCGGCAGAAGCUGAGCCUCUGCCCCACGUGUCGGGGCUCCCUCACCCCCAGCAUCCGGAAUUUGGCCAUGGAGAAGGUGGCCUCGGCCGUGCUCUUCCCCUGCAAGUACGCCACAACAGGCUGCUCUCUGACACUCCACCACACAGAAAAGCCAGAGCAUGAAGACGUCUGCGAGUACCGGCCCUACUCCUGCCCCUGCCCUGGUGCCUCCUGCAAGUGGCAGGGAUCCCUGGAAGCCGUGAUGUCCCACCUCAUGCACGCCCACAAAAGCAUCACCACCCUUCAGGGAGAAGACAUCGUUUUUCUCGCCACAGACAUUAACCUUCCGGGGGCGGUGGACUGGGUGAUGAUGCAGUCGUGCUUCGGCCACCACUUCAUGCUAGUGCUGGAGAAACAAGAGAAGUAUGAGGGUCACCAGCAGUUUUUUGCCAUCGUGCUGCUCAUCGGCACCCGUAAGCAAGCGGAGAACUUUGCGUACAGACUGGAGCUGAACGGCAACCGCCGCCGGCUGACCUGGGAGGCGACACCACGCUCCAUCCACGACGGGGUGUCCGCAGCCAUCCUCAACAGCGACUGCCUGGUUUUUGACACGGCGAUAGCACACCUCUUUGCUGACAACGGAAACCUCGGCAUUAACGUGACUAUUUCUACGUGUUGUCCGUGACGUGUUUGCGUAGCUAGUGAAACCUGGGCAGUCUGGACAGAGUGCUUCACCUUCACCAAGGGUUUUCUUUCUGUUCUGUUUUUUUUAAUGAUAUUCAACUAUGUCAUCGUGUAUGCUAAGGUUCCUAACUAGCCAACAUUUUUAACUUUGGAGAGAGGAACAAGAGUGUCCUGUAAGUCAUACGAGUGGGAAAAAGUCUUUUUAAAUUCUUGGGUGCCUUAGGAAGAUUCCCCCCACAGUCACCUUUUUAAAUUUAAUUAUGUUUUAUUUAAAGAGUGCUUCCAUUAGACAUGUGGCUUAAGAGACCUGAAGGACUGCAUUCCUGUUUGGAACACAGCCCUUUCAGCAGGAACACAGACUGUCUCUCUCAUUGGUGAGCUUUAAUAACAGUUUUUAAUAGACAGGAAAGAAAUCCAAGCAACCUCUCUCAAGAGAAGUUGUGACUCAAAGGGGAACAAUAGGUACUUCAGUGCUGAUAAUCCAUUUCCUGCUACCUUGUUAAAAAGGAGUGGGCAUCGGAUCAUUUGCUGUUUUAAAAGAAAACAGGGGAGGAGGGGCUGGGGGAAGGCACGGCAGGUUUCAGGGAGCCCAGCACAGGGCGGGCAGAGGGGGGAGCAGGAGGCACAGCUCUCCCGCAUCUCCAAGGCCAGAGCCAGUACUACAGAAACACACUCGAGCUGUCCACGCACAGCUGCCCUUGGAGACAUACUUGACUAUUGUAAGAGACUAAUAAUAUAGCAAGAGCUUUAUGGCCAGUGUCGCGUCAGUUGCUAUUUAAGUUUUGUUGCCAUAUUUACUUUUAUUUUGUAAUAAAUAUUUUGCAAAAACUACACUGCAUAGCAGUCACAGCGGCUUCCCGGUUGCUUUUUGGAUGUGCUGGGCUUUCCCUGGGCAGGGGGCAGGGGCUGGCUGCCCUGGGCAAAGGGUAGGACCUGAGGGGAGCUGCCCCCGCCCAGCCCUGUUGCCGAUGGGUGCUGGGGGUGGGUGCUUCCCAGCAGGGGAACCGGGUGGGGAUUUGCGUCCCAGGGCCCACCGAGACAGCCCGACUCGUCUGUCACCGAAGCUGAAUCUGCCUGCAGGUCCCUCUCUGCAACCAGAGCCUUCUGCCUGAAUCGCUCAAGAAAACACCAGCUCACAGAUGGCUUUGCUGAAUAUUGAGCUGUUUGCCUUUUGGAAGAGGCAGUGAGUUGUGAGGUGAUAGAAUCUGCUGAGUUACUCAGCGGUAGGAAGCCUCACAGUAGUGGAAAACUACAUGUAAAGUGACAGGUGAAGCUUGGUGUGAAUAAAUGUAACAUAGGGAGUAAAACCCAUCCUAACGGCAGCCCUCCAGGGAAGAGCUCCUUGGAGUUACGCCAGUCCCACGCAAACCUCGCCCCGUGCCUGGUAGCUCUCCCCAGAGAAGCACACGAGAACGACAAGGAGCGCAGCAGCAAAGGGAGCUUGUUCUAGCCCUGAGAAUUUGGAAGUGGCCAUGGAAAAAAACCUCCCAAGGAAUUACCGGUCUUUUCGUAUCCAGUUCCUAUGAAGAUCCCACAUUUGAUCUCUGUCCGCCGUGCUGGCAGAAUGCCAGUGGCAUUAGCCAGUGAACUCAUUUGCUCCUGCUUAAGCAGGAUCAAAGUCGAGCUGGGGCUCUGGCAGGUGUUAAGACCAGUGCUUUCGGCAGAACUUGUUAAGCAAGAAUUCCUACAGAUUUGAUUAAUUUCCCCAUGUUUCAGCAACAUGAAUAUCAGAAGAUAAUUUUUCUUACUAACAGUUGGGGCAUAAGAGGUUUUUGUGUAAAGCAAAACUCUGAAGCGUGUCUUUGAUUAUAGCGGGAUUAAUGAAAUUAAUUACUCCAAUGUUGCCUAUAACCCACAUCAAGUAAGUUAACACACAUUAUUUCAUUAGGUCUUUCCACUCAAUUCAGCGCUAAAGGAAUGGCAAACUUUGGUUAUACCUCACAGCAAAAAAAACCAAAACCCAACACCCAGUAUCUUUUCUAACUGAAACUGAAUUCAAGA
This is a messenger RNA of Athene cunicularia (burrowing owl), 2825 nucleotides long. RefSeq names its product siah E3 ubiquitin protein ligase 2 (gene SIAH2). Gene Ontology annotation, molecular function: zinc ion binding; ubiquitin conjugating enzyme binding; ubiquitin protein ligase activity. Gene Ontology annotation, biological process: proteasome-mediated ubiquitin-dependent protein catabolic process; multicellular organism development. The record is from RefSeq and is a predicted model, not a curated record. The transcript is spliced from 3 exons. Gene Ontology annotation, cellular component: cytoplasm. NCBI's taxonomy places the organism in Eukaryota, Metazoa, Chordata, Aves, Strigiformes, Strigidae. The coding region runs from base 1 to 825 and encodes 274 amino acids.